Messenger RNA from Cyprinus carpio (common carp), 3273 nucleotides. Its product is annotated as polyunsaturated fatty acid lipoxygenase ALOX12-like. The record is from RefSeq and is a predicted model, not a curated record. Lineage: Eukaryota; Metazoa; Chordata; Actinopteri; Cypriniformes; Cyprinidae. Gene Ontology annotation, biological process: lipid oxidation; linoleic acid metabolic process. Gene Ontology annotation, molecular function: arachidonate 15-lipoxygenase activity; iron ion binding; arachidonate 12(S)-lipoxygenase activity.
AUGUAUAUUAAGACACAGAUAUCAGAAGUCAGAGAUCAUCAUGUGUUUAAUGAUGAUGUGAUACCACAGCGUUUCUCUGUACUAUCUCUUAAGCAAAAAUGCAUCAGCUAAGCAUAUAAAGUUCAUAUACAUCACUUUAAUGCUUAUUUUUUAGUCCUUAUAUUUACCUUUGUGCUUUUUCUGUGAGCUAGUGCUACCCACUUCCUUGAAGCGGAUAGCAAAGAAAAAAAUGAGGAGGUUGAAAUAUCAGCCCAUAGAGUACUAUGACGAAAAGGGCUAAAGAGGUGGGAGAGGAAAUGAAGUAUAAGGGAGGAGACCAGUAGAGACAGGACAUUUCAAAGCAAAUAACUGCCUGAUUCAGUCAGUGAAACUGGAGGGUCAGUGAACAGCUAGUUUCUGACAUGAAAAAAGGAAACUAGAGUCAGUUGAGAAAAGAGGCAAUAGAAACUACAGCAGAGGAGCAUAACAAAGAUCACAUUUUCACCACCACACUUUUCCACAGAGAAGAGAUGGAGUACAAAGUGACAGUGGCCACGGGGACCUCAGAAUAUUCAGGAACAAAUAACUAUAUAUACUUGACUCUGGUUGGAGAGAGAGGAGAGAGCGAGAGAACCAUGCUGGACAAUCCAGGCCUAGACUUCUGCAGAGGAGCGGUGGAUGAUUACACAGUUAAAAGUGCUGCUGAUUUGGGUCCCCUGAUACUGGUGCGCCUAGAGAAGCAGAGGUACUGGGUUGAGGAUAACUGGUUCUGCCGUUAUGUGAAAGUCAGUGUACCUGGAGAAAGAUGCAGCUAUACUUUUCCCUGUUACCGUUGGCUAGUGGGAGAUAAAGUGGUAGUAGAGCUCAGAGAAGGCACAGCCAAAAAGAUCAGUGAUGACACCUUGCCACUGGAGAGAUCUCACAGAACGACAGAGCUUCUGGAGAGGCAGAAAAUAUACAGAUGGCUUGCAUGGGCCCCCGGCAUUCCAAAAUGCAUCGAUGCCAAGUCAGAGGCUGAUCUCCCCCAGGACGUUCGCUUUGACAACGAAAAGCGCAGUGACUUUGAGGGAUCCCUUCAAUAUGCGCUUUUGGAGCUCUCUCUGAAAAAACUGGCAAUCAAGUUCGGAAAGUCCUGGAAUGACCUGGACGACUUCAAAAGGAUCUUCUGGAAGCUAAGAAGUCCCAUAGCUGAAUACACCAUGAACCACUGGAAAGAAGACUCUUUUUUUGGUUACCAGUUCCUCAAUGGCUCAAACCCAAGAAUGAUUACCAGGUGCAAGGAGCUGCCCUCAAACUUCCCUGUCACCGGAGACAUGGUGCAGUCUUCUCUUAUACCUACAACCACUUUGAAGGAAGAACUCAAGAAAGGAAAUAUAUUCCUGAUUGAUCAUGCAGUAAUGGAUGGGAUUCCUGCCAAUGUAAUCAGAGACAAGGCACAGCACAUAGCUGCCCCACUUUGCUUACUAUAUGAACAUCCUGAGAAAGGUCUCAUUCCCAUCGCCAUACAGCUGGAACAGAAACCUGAUAAGGACACACCCUUAUUUCUACCCAGCGAUCCACCUCUGGCCUGGUUAUUGGCAAAGAUGUGGGUUCGUCACUCUGAGUUCCAGGUCUUUCAGUUAUUAUCACAUCUGCUUCGCACACACUUGGUGGUAGAAGUGAUCUGUGUGGCCACACUCCGACAGCUGCCUGCUGUUCACCCUAUAUAUAAGCUCUUGGCUCCACACCUGAGGUAUACACUUGAGAUUAACUGUCGUGGCAGAACACAGCUGCUCUCCCCGGAUGGCAUCUUCAAAAGGGUGGUAUCAACAGGUGGAGAUGGACUCUUGAUUCUGGCACAGAGGGAGUAUAAAGUAUUAACCUAUCGCUCCCUCCAGCCCAAAUUUGACUUCUUGGACAGAGGAGUUACUAAACUAAGAGACUAUUUCUACAGGGACCAUUCUCUGAUGCUGUGGGAUAUCAUUCAAAAUUUUGUUUCAGGAAUAGUGUCCCUGUACUACAAGAGUGAUCGUGAAGUCGAACAGGACUCAGAAAUUCAGGCGUGGAUUAAUGACGUGGCUGUGGAGGGCUUUGUGGAUGUGCCACAAUUUGGACUAGCUAGUGAGCUGAAGACAAAAGAAGAACUCAUCACACUGUUAAGCGUGGGGAUCUUUACCAGCACUUCACAACAUGCUGCCACCAAUAAUGGACAGUUUGAUUGGUGUGCAUGGGUACCCAAUACACCUUGCACCAUGCGGCACCCUCCACCAACAGAUAAGGAUGCUGUCACCAUGGACCUGAUCAUGGACACACUUCCUGAUAUCAGCCAGUCCUGUGUGCAAAUGGCCAUCACAUGGCAUUUGGGUAGAGCACAGCCGGAUGCGAUUCCAAUGGGCCAGUAUGUGGAACAGUACUUUACUGAGCCUGCUGCUUUGAAAGUGAUUGAUAAAUUCAGAAAGGAGCUGAAAGAACUUGAGGAGCAUAUAAUAGCUCAGAAUGAGGGACUAGAACUGCAGUACCUUUAUCUGUGUCCAAGCCGCAUAGAAAAUAGCAUCACCAUUUAGAGAAAACUCUCAUUCUAAAUUUAUGAGUAUAAUUAUGUGUCUGUGAACAUUUUCGUGAGUAGCUAAAUCUUAAAAUUAGCACACAUUCAAAUAACACCCAAAGCUUAGCUAUAGCUGAGGCCAAUCCCUUUCUCCGGAAUGGCAUCCGUGACAGCAGAAAUACUGUGAUUAUACAUGCAAUUAAUAUAAUUAUGCAAUUGACAUUAUUAUGCGGUUAAUUUAGUCUGUAACAUUUUUUUUUAAGUAUCAGGGCAUUAAGCUUUUUUACAUUCAAUUUAUUAACAGUAUUUAUUUUUACUUUUGAAAAUAGUUAAAAUCUAAAAAUAAUAAUAAUAAUAAUAAAUUUAAGUCUUUUUAAAUUUUAUUUCAUAAGGCACUGUUUGGAUGGUACUGAACUGGUUUCUGUGGAUUUUUACUAACCACUGUAUUCUUUAAUAAAUGUCGUAAGCUUCAUGAAAUGCACUUCAUAUAUACUACAUAUAAAGUCUGUUUUAUUUUUUCAUAUCAAUUUUUAAAAUACCAUUUAAAACCUUCAGUAGUUAAAGUUUUGAAAGUAGAACCAUGUUUACUGAGAGACAAGGUCUACACUUAUCAAUUGCUAUAGUGACAAAUUGCAUAGGCAAAUUUAUUUUCAGUCAUUUAUUGUAAAAACUGAACCAAUGUGACCAUGUGAAAUUCCAUUGAACGUGUACUUAAUGAGACUGUAUAUUUGAUAGGUGUGUUAAGAAUAAAUAAAAUCACAAUUAAAACA